Molecule: messenger RNA, 324 nt
Organism: Cordyceps militaris CM01
Lineage: Eukaryota; Fungi; Ascomycota; Sordariomycetes; Hypocreales; Cordycipitaceae
Exons: 4
Coding region: 1-324 (107 amino acids)
Source: RefSeq, a predicted model, not a curated record
AUGGUACUUGUUUGCAUCUACCUCCCCUGGUCAGUCUUUCCCAAAUGGGCUGCGGAGCGAGGCAAACCGGCGCCGGACGACGAGAACUCGACACGGCCUCCGGACUACGACGCUGCGGCUCCCUCGUUCCAUUCUGACAGGCAAGCAACAACGUGGCUGGAUGUGACCCCCCCCCGCGGCUCCGGAAUUUUGAUCUCGGGUUCAGACCAAUCACACGCCAUCAAAGCUCUUGGCUUCCUCAACACCACCUAUCAACUUCGUGAUGGCCGUGUGGCCAUGAAGUUCUCCGAUAAGCAAGGUCUACUGGGAGGUUUCAAAAACUGA